AGGCAAAUACUGGUUGCAAAGAGGACCCAACAGAAGACUGGUGUUGUUUUGCCUUCAUCGUCUUCCUCUUGAAGGUAUUAAGGUUGUUUGUUAUGUGUUUGCCAGAGGGAGAGAGAGAGAGAGAGAGAGCCAUGGCACUGGAAGCAGUGGUCUUUCCACAAUCACAAGACCCAUUUGGUGUGAAGGACUUCUACAACUGCACUUUCUUGUCUGCUACUUCACCUAACUGGGGGGACUAUGAACACAUCAACAUCAACAUCGAUAAAGAAGAAGAACAAGGUUCUAUCUCUACUUUUCUCGAUAAUAAUAACAGCCAACCAGACAAUUACCCUUAUGGAGGAGAUUGGACCAGCUCUUCAUCCUCUAUCUUACCCCACUUGAAUGAUCUUCAAGAAACCACACACCCCAUUAACACCACUCAUAGCUUCGAUACCUUAACCACUCGUCCCAAGAGGCGCAGAGCCAAAAGCAGAAAGAACAAGGAAGAAAUUGAGAACCAAAGAAUGACUCACAUUGCUGUCGAGCGCAAUAGAAGAAAACAGAUGAAUGAGUAUCUUUCUGUUCUUCGCUCUCUCAUGCCGGACUCUUAUAUCCAAAGGGGUGAUCAAGCUUCUAUAAUUGGAGGUGCUAUUAACUUUGUCAAGGAGCUUGAGCAGAGGCUGCAUUUUCUUGGUGCUCAGAAAGAAGGUGAGGGGAAAUCUGAUGCUGGUGGUGCAACGAACAUGCCCUUUUCUGAGUUCUUCGCCUUUCCGCAGUAUUCAACAAGUGGUGGUGGUGGUGGGUCUGAUAAUUCUGCAACCGUAGGUGAAGACGUGGGUGAAGUUAAGUCUGGCAUUGCUGACAUAGAAGUGACCAUGGUUGAAAGCCAUGCAAAUCUCAAAAUAAGAUCCAAGAAGCGCCCCAAACAACUCUUGAAGCUGGUCUCUGGUUUGCAUACUAUGCGCCUUACAAUCUUGCACCUAAAUGUUACCACCACUGGUGAAGUUGUACUCUACUCUCUAAGUGUUAAGGUAGAAGAUGAUUGCAAGUUGGGAUCCGUGGAUGAUAUUGCUGAAGCUGUGUACCAGACACUGGAUAGGAUUCAACAAGAGGCAGUGUUGAAUUAAGAUGAGACGAUGAGCAUCAAAUUUGGCUUGCUCCACUUGGUUUUUAACCUUACUUCAUGGUGGAUCAUUAUCUCUUGCUAUUUUUCUCUUUCAAGAUGUACCUAAUUAUUGCAACUUCUAUUCACUUCACCCUUUUUUAAUCUACUGAUGUGGACUCCUUGGAGGAAGGUUUUUGGUUUAUUCCUUCUUGUGUAUGUCUUUGUAGCUCACGAACUUACUUUUGAUCUCUCUCUUUCUCUUUCUUCUCUUUUUCUCUGAGGUAGGGGUGGAGGAGGCUCUGUGGUAUAUUGUUCUUGAGACAUAUUCUAGUGCUUGGUCAAUUUUGCCCACUUUGCUUAGAAAUUGGUGGGUCUUGUCUACCUCAACUAUAAGCCAAAGCCAAAUUGUCAAGCUGAAAUUCGGAGCAUCUCAAAAUAAAAUUGAAUGAAAAUGAGAGCCAAAGAUUUUUGGCAAUUGUCACAUAUAAUCAAUACUCCAUUUUGCUUUCUUUUAUUUGGCUGUCAUAAUUCAAUAAAUCUGUUCCCUCUAAAUGUCAUCAGAGGCUUAAACUCCAUCACUUUAUGUUUUGUGUAAAAAUGGAGAUAGUAAUGAGAGUUUGCAUUAUUUUCUGUUCCGAAUUUGUAGCAAAAGGUUGUAACUGUCGAAGGAGACCCACCUACACCGUAGUCUGUACCAAGUAAGUACUAAGUAGAGUUGCAUUGCAGGGGAAGGCUGCGGAGCACAGCUUGAAAAGGGCUUACCUUUCUCUGUGCAUUGUGUUGCACGCAGAACAAUAAAUAAAGGGUCCAUCUUUUAUGAUCAUUAUCAUCAUCAUCAUCAAGAUGGGAAUACUGAAUCCAUGAUGCAUGUGUCUGAGUGUACGUGUAUGUAUUAUAUCACGGAUUCUUAGUCCCAUUCUGUGUAUAAUUAUUUGAUAACUUAGAAAAAAAUGCAAAUGAUUAG
This is a messenger RNA of Vigna radiata var. radiata (mung bean), 2048 nucleotides long. Its product is annotated as transcription factor bHLH94. NCBI's taxonomy places the organism in Eukaryota, Viridiplantae, Streptophyta, Magnoliopsida, Fabales, Fabaceae. Gene Ontology annotation, molecular function: RNA polymerase II cis-regulatory region sequence-specific DNA binding; DNA-binding transcription factor activity, RNA polymerase II-specific; protein dimerization activity. The record is from RefSeq and is a predicted model, not a curated record. Bases 93 to 1106 code for a protein of 337 amino acids. Gene Ontology annotation, biological process: regulation of transcription by RNA polymerase II. The transcript is spliced from 3 exons.